CGGCCACCGGGACUGGGUCGUAGUCCUGGACCAUGUGAAUGACACUGAUGAGACGGCGGCCAUAGCUACCAUGAUACCUCGCAGCGGCCGAAUCUUGGUCACCUCCCGUACGACAACUGCCGUGGCCAAGCUCGUGCGGAAUCGAGUCUCGGCUGUGACCAUUGAAGUGGGAUCCAUGUCGACGGUGCUGGCAAUUUGCGUUUUUGCGAGCGAGAAUAACGGUGCAAGUCCAGUGGGAGGAGUCCAGUGGGAGGAGUCGGUGGCGGCCGAGCUUGUCGAGCUCCUCGAGGGACAUUCCCUUGCACUCGCGCACGCUGCUGCGCUGAUCAACCGCACUCAGUCGGCUGUAUCUGGGUAUUUGGCUGGCAUUCAGUCUCGACGUAAUUCAGAGAUCCAGCCGGGCCAAGCAUAUUCGUCGUCAUCCGUUGCGACAGUCGCCAGGGAAAAAACCGCCCAUGUCCCUAGACCGCUGCUCUGGACCUUGGAAGAGUCUUUCUCACAUCUCGUUCGCGAGUCGCGCUCCAGUGCCCACCCGCUGCUGUCCGAGGCACGGGAGGCCGUAAGCCAGAUAUUUACGUCUGCCGACAGUGAUGACUGGAUGACGGCAAGGGAAUUGUUGCCACAUGCCGUGUCAACUCUUCGGUUUACGGGGGCGGCUGAGAACGACGAGUACGAGCUGCAUGUCUGGGACGGCACGCACGCCGACUACCCGCCCCCUUUCUACUACCCAGCCGACGAGUUGGAUAUCUGGUUUUGGCAAAGAGCGCAACUCGACUGCCCCGAAAUUUCAGAAUAUCUGGAUCCGAAGCCGUUCGCGAAGCCAGCAGAUUGUGGUCUCCCUGAAGACUACCUGCCCAACCAGAACGACUUUCUGAGAGACACACCAGUCAAUGAUCAAGACGCCUUCUUUGCUCAAAACACGGACGCCGGAACGCUCCAGUUCGACGCUUACAUUGCACUACACAUGCCAAGAGUCAUACACACAAACAUCUGGUAUACCAAGGCUCGGCGAGUUGUAGUCUUCCAGAUGUGGGAUCUGGAUGACUUCAGUUAA
This is a messenger RNA of Lasiosphaeria miniovina, 1054 nucleotides long. RefSeq lists its product as uncharacterized. NCBI's taxonomy places the organism in Eukaryota, Fungi, Ascomycota, Sordariomycetes, Sordariales, Lasiosphaeriaceae. The record is from RefSeq and is a predicted model, not a curated record. Bases 71 to 1054 code for a protein of 327 amino acids. The transcript is spliced from 3 exons.